UGAAAGGCACUACUACGUGUCCAUGGAGGAUUCUGCGAAGCGGAAGGAGAGGCUACAAGCCAUGCGGAUGGAGGCAUCGUCCUCUUCCGGCGGGCCUUCCCCUUCUUUCUCCACCACAAAUACGCCCCUUUCUAACCCUUUGAUCCAUCCAGCCGGUCUUGUCAAUGAAAACUCACCGCCUUCGCAUAGAUUUGAUUACUAUACCGACCCCGCAGCGGCCUACUCAGCUGUAAAGAGAAAGACAAGCAACAGCGGCAGUGGCGGUGGACAUGGAGGCCACUUCCAGCCUUCAAAUGUCUCCUCUCCAGUGUCAGCAGCACGUCCAAUAGG
This is a messenger RNA of Phalaenopsis equestris, 330 nucleotides long. RefSeq lists its product as uncharacterized. NCBI's taxonomy places the organism in Eukaryota, Viridiplantae, Streptophyta, Magnoliopsida, Asparagales, Orchidaceae. The record is from RefSeq and is a predicted model, not a curated record. Gene Ontology annotation, biological process: miRNA processing; mRNA splicing, via spliceosome.